AUGGCCGACGACGCAGACGGAACUAGCCAUGUGGCGGAGCCCUUGGACCUUGUGCGUCUGCUCCUCAACGAAGUCGUGUUUGUGAAGCUUCGAGGCGACAGAGAGCUCAAGGGCAAGCUUCAUGCUUACGAUAGCCAUUGCAACCUGGUGCUGGGCGAAGUGGAGGAGACCAUAUAUGGCGUUGAUGAGGAGGAUGAUGAGGAAGAAGCCAAGACCAUUAGUCGCAAGUCUGAGAUGCUCUUCGUUCGAGGUGACAGCGUUGUCCUCAUCUCCCCUCAUGUUCCGUUUUGA
Cordyceps militaris CM01 is the source of this 291-nucleotide messenger RNA. Its product is annotated as U6 small nuclear ribonucleoprotein (Lsm3), putative. The transcript has 4 exons. Gene Ontology annotation, cellular component: precatalytic spliceosome; catalytic step 2 spliceosome; U6 snRNP. The coding region runs from base 1 to 291 and encodes 96 amino acids. Gene Ontology annotation, molecular function: RNA binding. Gene Ontology annotation, biological process: P-body assembly; mRNA splicing, via spliceosome. Lineage: Eukaryota; Fungi; Ascomycota; Sordariomycetes; Hypocreales; Cordycipitaceae. The record is from RefSeq and is a predicted model, not a curated record.